AUGGCCCCCACUCCUGGCUCCACGCUUCCACCCCGGGAAGCAGCAGGGGCCUGGCCCUCCAAGCCACACUCAGGGUGCUCAGGGUGCUCAGGGCCCCGCCCCGGGGAGUGGGCAGCUGGGGGAUGGGGCAGCUGCCGGCUGUACACACCUGUGGUUCCCAGGAACCUUCCCAGGAGCAGCUGCCCAGGCCUGCCCAGGAACCAGGUGCUUCUCAGCCCAGGGACUCACGAUAAGGAAGGGAUGGCGAGGCAGGCUGCGAUUGGUGGGCUGGGGAAUAUAAUGGGGGUCCUUCAGGCAGACCCCAUUCCACCUCCUCAGUCACACGCCAUGGCUUUUCUCUGGGCUGUCCUUGGCUUUCUCCUCUUUGGCGGCAGCUCCGGCUGUGGGGUCCCUGCCAUCCACCCUGAGCUGAGUGGCCUGUCCCGGAUCGUCAAUGGGGAGGACGCUGUGCCCAGCUCCUGGCCCUGGCAGGUGUCCCUGCAGACCGGCUCGGGCUUACACUUCUGCGGGGGCUCCCUCAUCAGCCAGGACUGGGUGCUCACCGCUGCCCACUGCAGGGUCAGGAAGAGCCACCGUGUGGUGGCUGGCGUGUCUGAUCACGGCUCCGAUGGCGAGGCUGUCCAGGUGUUGAGGAUCGCAAAGGUUUUUGAACACCCGCUGUGGGACCGGAUUAUGGACACCAAUGACAUCGCCCUGCUGAAGCUGGCCACGCCCGUCCUGCUCUCCAGCGCCGUGUCCCCCGUGUGCCUGCCUGGCGCCAACGCCAGCUUCCCCCCGGGCUCCAUCUGCGCCACCACGGGCUGGGGCAAGACCCAGUACAACUCCUACAAGAUCCCCGACAAGCUGCAGCAGGCGGCCCUGCCCCUCCUGUCCAACGCCGACUGCACGAAGUUCUGGGGCAGCAAGAUCACCAACGUGAUGGUUUGCGCGGGCGCUAGCGGCGUGUCCUCCUGCUCGGGCGACUCUGGGGGCCCCCUGGUCUGUCAGAACGACGGAGUCUGGACCCUGGUGGGCGUCGUGUCCUGGGGCAGCAGCUGGUGCAACCCAUUCUCACCAGGGGUGUACACCCGCGUCACCAAGUUCAUUCCCUGGGUUCGUGAGGUUCUGGAGGCCAACUGA
This is a messenger RNA of Enhydra lutris kenyoni (northern sea otter), 1119 nucleotides long. RefSeq names its product chymotrypsinogen B-like. The record is from RefSeq and is a predicted model, not a curated record. Gene Ontology annotation, biological process: proteolysis. Gene Ontology annotation, molecular function: serine-type endopeptidase activity. NCBI's taxonomy places the organism in Eukaryota, Metazoa, Chordata, Mammalia, Carnivora, Mustelidae.